This is a messenger RNA of Myotis myotis, 2865 nucleotides long. RefSeq names its product arrestin domain containing 1 (gene ARRDC1). The transcript is spliced from 8 exons. Gene Ontology annotation, molecular function: ubiquitin protein ligase binding; ubiquitin-like ligase-substrate adaptor activity. Lineage: Eukaryota; Metazoa; Chordata; Mammalia; Chiroptera; Vespertilionidae. The record is from RefSeq and is a predicted model, not a curated record. Gene Ontology annotation, cellular component: cytoplasm. Gene Ontology annotation, biological process: protein transport. Bases 56 to 1360 code for a protein of 434 amino acids.
CAGCAAGCGGGCGGGGGCAGCAGCGAGCGACCGUCCGGCCGGGCCCGCGGGCGGCAUGGGGCGGGUGCAGCUCUUCGAGAUCCGCCUGAGCCACGGCCGCAUCGUCUACAGCCCCGGGGAGCCGCUGGCAGGGACCGUGCACGUGUGCCUGGGGGCGCCUCUGCCCUUCCGAGUGAUUCGGGUGAGCUGCACAGGCUCCUGCAGGGUCUCCACCAAGGCCAACGACACAGCGUGGGUGACGGAGGAGGGCUACGUCAACAGCGCUCUGUCGCUGGCUGACAAAGGGAGCCUGCCUACUGGAGAGCACAGCUUCCCCUUCCAGUUCCUGCUUCCUGCCACGGCACCCACGUCUUUCGAGGGCCCCUUUGGGAAGAUCGUGUACCAGGUGCGGGCCACCAUCGACACGCCGCGUUUUUCCAAGGAUCACCAGUGCAGCUGUGUGUUCUACAUCUUGAGCCCUCUGAACCUGAACAGCAUCCCGGACAUCGAGCAACCCAAUGUGGCCUCCACCACCAAGAAGUUCUCCUACAAGCUGGUGAAGACGGGCAGCGUGGUGCUCACCGCCAGCACCGACCUCCGUGGCUACGUGGUGGGGCAGGUGCUGCGGCUGCAGGCCGACAUCGAUAACCAGUCGGGCAAGGACACCGGCCCGGUGGUGGCCAGUCUGCUGCAGAAAGUGUCCUAUAAGGCCAAACGCUGGAUCUACGACGUGCGGGCCAUCGCGGAUGUGGAGGGUGCCGGAGUCAAGGCCUGGAGGCGGACGCAGUGGCAGGAGCAGAUCCUGGUGCCCGCCCUGCCCCAGUCGGCCCUGCCGGGCUGCAGCCUCAUCCACGUAGACUACUACCUGCAGGUCUCCCUGAAGGUGCCCGAAGCCUCCGUGACCCUCCCGGUCUUCGUCGGCCAUAUCGCUGUGAACCCAGCCCCGCCAAGUCUGCAGCCAGGCCCCGGGCCGCCUCCUGGGGCUCAGUCCUUGGUGGUGCCCUCGGCCCCGCCCCAGGAGGAGGCUGAGGCUGAGGCUGAGGCCACGGCCGGCCAACCCCACUUGGUGGACCCUGUCUCCCUCCUCGCCAAGUGCCACUUGCAGCUGCGGCCACCUGCCGCCCUCGGUGCAGGGCCUGGUGCCCCCGAACCCCAUCCCCUGGGCGGCAGCCCGGCCUCCCGCCCUCUGCCCCCCACCUUGUGCAUCUCCACAGGUGCCGCUGUGCCCUACUUCGCAGAUGGGGCUGGAGGGCCGGUGCCCACUACCAGCACCUUGAUCCUGCCCCCGGAGUACAGCUUGUGGGCCCACCCCUGCGAGGCCCCGCCGUCCUAUGAGCAGAGCUGCAGCAGUGCGGACCCCGGCCUGAUCCCCGGGAGCUGACCCGCUCCGCCUUCUCCCCGCUGGCCGACCUCUGCCACGGGACCUUUGCGCCCGGCCUGACCCGGCCCUCUCAGGACUCGAUGCGCCCGGCGGCCCCCGCGCACGUGGCCUCUCCCGGCCGAGGGCCGGCUGGACCGGACCCACACGGUGUCAAUAAAACAUUGCAUUUGUUGCGCCGGGCGCAGGCCGGCCUCUCGGGCGCCCUCCUGCGGCCGGACGUGCGCGGGCCCAUCCUGGGGGCCCCUCCUCGGGCCCGCCCUCAUCCCGCCCAGGCGAGGCCCCGCCCAACCCUCAACCCCGCCCCCAGGGCGCCAGCCUUUCUCGCCCCGCCCCUUCCGGGCACCUGGCCCUCUCGCCCCUCCCCUCCGGGACGCGCCCCCUUCUGCGCCCCGCCCCUUCCGGGCACCUGGCCCUCUCGCCCCUCCCCUCCUGGACGCGCCCCUUCUCCUAGGUCUCUCCCUCCCUCCCGGGCGCGUUCCCCCGGCCCUGGGAGCUGGGUUUCCCGUGGAGCCCAGGCGUUGGUCCGGAGGCCACCGGUCCCUCCUGUACGCGCACCUUGGCUGGCCCGGCCGGCACCCACCGUUCAGGCGGCGCCGUUCAGAUCGGCGCCGGAGGAGGUCCCGCGGGGGCGAAGGGGCGGGUUUGCCCUUAGCUUCGGCCUCAAGUGUCACGUUGCUGCUGGAGCUACUGCCACGUCUGACAGGCCGCUGCUUGCCUCCAUCCAAGUGGGAGCGCGGGCCUGCUCCUGCGGCCUGUGUUUCCAAGGGCUGUCACCUAGGACUCGAGGAGCCCGCGAGCGGAGCCAGGGUUUUCUAGAGAUGUUUCCCCAGGGGCAUCUGCUGACCUUCCCAGCCCUGCCCGCCUGCCAGUGGUCCUGGAACCAAGUUUGGGAAAACGGGAGGUGGGGUGAAGGCUUGGGUUCAGAGUCUGGCUCUGCCAUAUGGUGACGGGUGGCCACGGGUCUGCUACCUUAAUCAUAACAAACUCAUGGGCCUAGGAAGGGACAGGUCAGCCCCCAUGCCAAGUUGACUUCUUGAACAUUUAGCAGUCCAGAGGGAGGAUGUGGCCUGGUGGUGUGGCUGUCAUUCUCUGGUCCAGGUUCCACCCCUCACCCAGCUUUCUGGGCCUGCCCCCCUCCUGCUUUUGGGGGGACAGGCUGGUAGAUGAUCAUUUUUGCACACAUCCCACUGGCCACCAUUUGCUGUGGGAAAUGUGCUCUUUAUUGGGCAGCCAUGCACCCGGCCAAAUAUUAUUAUUUGUAGGACAAGAAGCGGGUGGAAAAGCACAAAGUAUACCACCAACAGGAUAAUCUAACAUCUGCUAGAGGCUGUCGCCUCAGUCGAAAGGAAAGUCCGCAUGGGUUCAAAUCGCAUCUCUGCCUCUAGACCAGUGGUUCUCUUCCUAACGCCGCGACCCUUUCAUACAGUUCCUCAUGUUGUGGUGACCCCCAAUUUCAUUGUGACAAAUUGAACAUAAUUAAAGCAUAGUGAUUAAUCACAAAAACA